GUAAGAAGAUCAUAAUUUAUUUUGAGGAGUACAAUCAUGCGUGAAUAACGGAUUACGGCAUUAUUUCAUACCUUGUGAUUAUCGGCACGUCUUCGUGCAGCUGAAUUUCUCUAGGAUUCUAUCGUGUCUUUUCUUCAGUUGAGUUAUGUAAGUAUUAGCGUGACUUCCAAUAUCCGUUUCAUUACUUUGUGGGUUCUAGUGAUGCAACAAGUGUGGUGAUGCUGGCUAGGUACUGAUUGGAACCGAGAAUAGAUAGAAAAAAUACUUACGUGACAACAAGACAGCUUUUCUUCAUCUAGUGAGUUCUUCAGCAGUGGAAAUCAACAGAAGGCUACCAUUAUGUCAAAGCUAACAUCCACUUCCGUUCUCACCUCUGGAGCAAUGAAAAUGCCUGUCAUUGGCUUAGGAACAUGGCAAGCCGGAGGAGAUGAAAUUGAAAAAGCAGUCGAUCAUGCAUUAUCCGUUGGUUAUCGGCAUCUUGAUACUGCCUAUGUGUAUCAAAAUGAAGAAAGCAUCGGAAAAGUUCUCAAAAAGUGGCUCUCAAGCGGAAAAAUUAAAAGAGAGGACUUGUUCAUCACAACCAAGCUACCCAACACACAUAACGCUGCUGAACUCGUUGAAUCAGUCUUAAAGAAGCAGCUUGAAUGGUUGAAUCUUGAUUAUGUUGAUUUGUACUUAAUUCAUCUCCCAAUACGAUUCAAGCAAGACGAUACAAAUCCUUUGCCCAAAGACGAGCAAGGGAACAUCAUAAGAGAACCGGUGGAUCUAAUUAGUUUAUGGAAGGCAAUGGAGGCACAAGUCGAUGCUGGUCGGGCAAAAAAUAUUGGCUUGUCAAAUUUCAACUCAAAACAAAUUGCAAACAUAGUGGAAAAGGCAAGGAUUAAACCAGCCAAUUUGCAAGUAGAACUUCAUGUUUAUUUACAACAAAAAGAACUGGCCAAGUUUUGCUCAAAGCACGGCAUAACUAUUUGCGGGUAUGCCCCUCUUGGAUCACCCGGAAGUAAAACUUUCUUCAAAGCUGUGUCAAACGGUGAAACAGAGUUGCAGAAUUUAAAUCCAUUGGAAGACCCUGUUGUCCAGAAAAUUUCUGCAACUCACAAAAAGACUCCUUCUCAAGUUUUAUUACGGUUUUUACUGCAAGAAGGUUUUGCCGUAAUCCCAAAGAGUUCCAAUCCCCAACGGAUAGAACAGAACUUACAGGUAUUUGACUUCGAACUUUCAGACCAAGAAGUAGACACCCUUCGCGCCCUGGAUAAAGGAUCCUCUGGGCGAAUUUUUGAUUUCCUAUUUUUCCCUGGGGUUGAAAAAGACGAAAACUAUCCCUUCACUAUUCCAUUUUAAUUUGUUUUACCUUUAAUUUUCUGAGUGUUUUAAAAGAUUUGUGAAAAAAUACAACUGGUAACUGAAGUCACAUUGAUUGUGCAAUACUCACUGUUGUGAUAUUUUAAGAAACCCUAUUUUAUACCUUUCUCAUCACAAAAAUUGCUUCUACUUAAAAUUUGUCCGAAAAUUGCUUCUACUUAAACUAUUUCCAAAAAUAUGCUGCAAUAAUCUUCUUCAUCUGUUCCAAAGAAACAUCAAUGAGCUCAAUAAUUUCAUCAUAUAAAACAAAGUUCUCUUCUUAAAAAAGCUAUUAAUGAAGCAGUGAAUUAUUUCUAAAAAUUUCAUGUGAAAACUCCUAAUAAGUUUGGUGCAAAUAAGAGGAGGGUAAAAAGGAGUCGUUACGAUUCACAGUUUUUGUAUAACAUACAUGGAUGAAAUUUGAGGCUCCUUCCAUCAAAUGGACCUCAGAAAUGAUCUAGGGAGCCUCUUUUAGUAUACAUUUGUUUCUAGUAUUUUAUUAAUAAAUAGUUUCAAAGAUUGUUGUUUUAUCAUUAAAAAUGAUGUUUUUAUUGAUCCUUUCAUGUAAUAAAAUGUCUCAAUAAUGCCAAAA
This is a messenger RNA of Bemisia tabaci, 1933 nucleotides long. Its product is annotated as 1,5-anhydro-D-fructose reductase. The record is from RefSeq and is a predicted model, not a curated record. Lineage: Eukaryota; Metazoa; Arthropoda; Insecta; Hemiptera; Aleyrodidae. Gene Ontology annotation, molecular function: oxidoreductase activity.